Molecule: messenger RNA, 796 nt
Organism: Dictyostelium purpureum
Lineage: Eukaryota; Evosea; Eumycetozoa; Dictyosteliales; Dictyosteliaceae
Exons: 4
Coding region: 3-740 (245 amino acids)
Molecular function (GO): oxidoreductase activity
Source: RefSeq, a predicted model, not a curated record
CAAUGAGCGAUAAAUCAAAAAAAUUAGUAGUAAUUACAGGUGCCUCAAGCGGUUUUGGUGAAUCUUUAGCAAAGAUUUUAUCCAAAGAAGGAUACCCAUUAUUAAUAGUAGCUAGAAGACUAGAAAAAAUGGAAGCUUUUAAACUCCCAAAUUGUUUAUGUAGAAAGGUUGAUGUUAGUAACUAUGAUGAAUUUGAAAAAGCUUGUAGAGAAGCUGAAGAACACUUCAAAACUAAAAUCGAUCUUAUGGUUAAUAAUGCUGGUGUUAUGUUACUUGGAAAUAUUUGGGAACAAGACCCAAAGGACUGGGAUACAAUGAUAGAUGUAAAUGUUAAAGGAGUAUUAUAUGGAUGUAGAAUCGUAUUAAAAGAUAUGAUGGAAAGAAAUUCAGGUACUAUUAUUAAUGUUAGUAGCAUUGCUGGUCACAGUCCAUUUGAUAGCCAUACAGUUUAUGGUUCAACAAAAUAUGGUGUAACCUGCAUUACAGAUACAGUUAGAUUAGAGGUUGCCCAGAAAAAUGUUAGAGUAUUACAAAUUUCCCCAGGUAUUGGUGAAACUGAAUUAUUGGGCCAUAAUUCAAAAUCAGCCGAAGUUUAUGAAAAAUAUUUAGGCUGGAAGAAAGCAUUAGAUGGUCAGUCAAUGGAUCCAUACCAAGUUGCAAACACAAUGAAAUUCAUGUAUGAAUUACCACAAGAAAUCAGUCUUCGUGAUAUCAUUAUUUCACCAACAAAACAAGGUUAAUUUAAAUAAAUUAAUAAAAUUAAAGCUUUGUUAUUAAACAAUUUAUUUAUAAAGAU